UUCACCUGAGACAAAACUGUGAAAGGAAAUCGGGUGGUUUAUACAUGAUCAUUACAAAGAUGUUUGAUAUCCUGGAUAGUGGAUACGUAGCGGGUAAUUAAGUGAUCCGCUACAAGCAUAAAAAACUCUUCAUAUUGUCGAGCUCACGUCCGCAGCAAUGGUUAAUGUUCAUAAAGGAAUUCUCGUCAAGUGUGACCCUGCUAUGAAACAAUUUCUCCUACAUUUAGCAGAAAAUUUAGUUUUGGGCAAAAAUUUCGUACAUACGGAUUUAGAUGACUAUCAUUUGUUUAUCGAUGCAGAUAUUCUUAGUAAACUUCAAGAGAAAAUAGAUGGUCUGAUGGAGAGUUUAUCUUUUCCAAUGACUGUUGAAAAUGAUUGAUUUUGUUGUUCCAUUUUUGAAUGUUCACUGUUCAGUCAUCCUACACUUUACUCGUUUUUGUAAAAGUGCGACACUUGUUCUACUGUUUAUCAGUAUUCUGUGAAUGGCGUUGUUCCCUAUAAUCUGACUACUUAUACCGUACAAUGUCAUAUUUUGUAAAUAACUAAUAUGUAAAGAUGACUUUCGAAAUAUACGGUUUUGCAUUACGACCCUGUUUUGUUUACCUCUCCAACUCAUUAUUUCUAAACGGUGCUUUAAGUUCACUGAUUUCGAGGGGUAUGAAACAAUGUUGUCACCAUCUCGUUUGACACUCGAUUUUUUCGAGCCAAAUGUCAUAUAUUUCUCACUGUUAAUACAUCAGUUUAUUUAUAGACUUCACCAGAUCACCUAUAUUACCCCACUGUCGGUUUCUCUAACGUCAUUUCUUUUUCGAACUCAUAUAUUUAUCUUUUUUUAUUAGUGUGAUCUUUCCAGUCACCCUCAAGAUUAGAAAACGCUGAGAACAAAAGCAGUUUUUCGGCCGUCGAGUUAUUUUUUAUCACACGUUUUCAGCACCAGAGCUUAUUCUGUGCCAGGAAUUACUAGAUGAUCACAAUGUUGGGUGUGUUGCUUGAAUUUUUAGGCUAUAUCUUAUGAAGGAAACUGAUUACCACUGGUGAAAAACCUCUGGACAGGUUAAAUGGACAUACAUUUCUCUGUAGUGUCCAUUAACAGUUGUACAUUUAUCGAAGUGUGGUGUACUUGACGAACCUACAAAAGUUCGAAAUUCACUAAGCUUGUUCGUAGUGAUAGUUUCGGUGCCAUAAAUUCAAGAUAGUCGCGAGAAUAAAUCAGUAAACUAGGUGAAAAAAAUAAUUAGUUAUCUCAUGGAAAGUAGAAAUAUGUUCUAUUCAUUGCUGCUUAGUGAGUUUUCACUCUCGUGACAAGGUUUGGUUAGUUUUGUGAUAACUUCAUCCCUUUCAUGAUGUUUCCUGUUUUCAUUACUGACUAUCCAGUUAUUUUAGUACUUCUUUCCUUUUUCAUUCUGGGGUUUGGAUUUGUUUAUUUUCUGCUCAUUGUGUACUUUUGAUACUAACUGAGAGGGUCGCACGCUUGUAUAACAUAAUCCCUUUAAGUAUAUGUUCGAGAUAUUAGAGGAAAAGGUCGAUUUGAAAGUUAUGUUAUGCAUAUUUCUUUCUCUCAGAUGGUUCAGUCAAGACGUUUUCACUACCUCCCAUAGAUUAAAUUUUCACUGAAAAUGUUUAGAAGAGCAACGUAGGAAUCUCAGUUAAUAUUCGUUAGGUGAUAUCUGUGGGAUCAUAAAAACAAGUUCAUAAUAUUAUCCGGUAUUAUUCAGAUAUUAGGUCAGGUUUGUCUUUCCGUCACAUCGUUUAAAGCCAACAAAACUACCGAAGUAAUGUUGAACGCGUAUGUGUUUAAUGUUAUGUAGCUUCUAUAAAUAUAUUUUAUGAAAUGAUUAAAUGAAGUAUUUAUUGGUUCAUCGUUCAGGUACUAUUGUAAAAUAAUAUUGAAAACAAUCACUCAAAAGUCUUUGUCUAUCUGUGCAUUAUAUUGGAUUCUUAUUCCAGGUCUGAACAAUGAUGGCAGAUCAUACAUCACAGAUCAAAUCACCUGUAGACAAUAAGUAUAGUUCAGACAUGGAUAAUCCGGACAAUAUGUAUGGUUUCUUUGUGAUGAUUUCUUCCUUCUUAAAUCUUCACUAGAGAUAACAAUAAAGAUGGUACAAUACGAAGUCUUGAAGAAAAACUCAAAUUGUUAGAUGAAGAAAAGUUAGAUCUUGAAAAUCAAAUUUAUGCAGCUGAGAAAAAAUAUCAUGAACAAUUGGAUUCUUAUUUAGCGCGUUAUAUUAAUGCAGACUUCAGUUUAGCUCAAAUGGAAUAUAUAUUGCCUGUUAAAAGAGCGAAAUUUAGUAAAGUACAUGCAUCAACAACAUCUGGUUAUUCAUCAAAUUCUAUUGGUAUUGAUGCCAGUUCAUUAAUUACAUUGAAACAUUUCUUUGAACCUUCAAUGAAUCUUGUUUAUAAAAAAUUACAUGAAAUAACAAAAGAAGCACAAAAUAAAUAUCGACAAAGUAAUGAUGAUAUGUUAGCAUGGAGAUUUUCACCAGAAAGUACAAUAGGGAAAUCAUUAAUGUCACGUAUUCGACAAUUGUUAAACGCUAAUGAAGAACUAGGUCGAGUCAAUCAAACUGAUCGUGUAGCUAGAUUAGAAUCAGAAGCUGAAUUACAAACAACAUGUAUGAAAGAAUUUAUCAAAACCAAUGAAGACAUUGAAGGUGUACUAGAAGAAGCCUAUACAGAUUUAGAAGGUCUUCAAAGUAGUUUGUUAAUCUUGCAACAACAAAUAAAUCAAACUGAAUCAGUUGUUGAAACUUUACAGAAUGAACUAGAAUCACGUCAACCUGGUAUAGUCGCUGAACUGAUGACUGCAAUGCUAUCAAAGUUAGGUAGCGAAACAGAAACCGAAGUUGGUAAUGAUGAUGUUGAUAAUGAUAAUUGUAAAUCAACACCUGAUAUACAUAAUAAUCAAUCUGAACAGGAUGAUAUGCAAAGUAACACUGAUAAUGUCAAAUUAAAUGAAACAUGUAAAGAGGAAAAGUAAACUCUAUAAACCUUAUUUUGUAUGUAAAUACGUAUAAUGACUACUGUUUUUUGUACAGACAGAUAUUUUUCAUGUAUUUCUUCAUCUUUCAUAUUACACAUAUUUAUUAUAUAAAGAGAAUUUUGAUAUUUAUUACAUUGUAGAGUUUUGGUCACAUAGUGUAAUUAAGUUCAAGUGUUGUCUGUCUGGAUCUCUAUUAUUAUAUCAUUAAAUGAAAGUUCUGUAGUAGACAGUUCUCUUGUCGUAUAAUGCACAUGUAAGAAUCAGAUAAUCGUGAAACUAAAUAAAUCGAAAAGUUCUGUUUUCAGCGAAUUCAUUUCCAAAGCUGUACAAUUGCAAAUAUGUAUACUUAUUUUUACAGGAGGAUAUUAAUUACAAUAAUAAUGAUAAUAAACUUCGGUUAGACAUAGUGACAGUGAGGUAGAAUAAAUAAAGGUAUUUAAAUUUUUAUUUUAUUUUUAAACAGGGAAGUUAAUAAUGCAAAGAAGAUAUAGUCUAAUUGUCUUUGGAAGACUUCUACUUACCUUGUAGAUGACUUUGAACGCAGAGUCUGUCUUGAUUGAGAUCAUGAACCGAUUAGU
Molecule: messenger RNA, 3561 nt
Organism: Schistosoma haematobium
Lineage: Eukaryota; Metazoa; Platyhelminthes; Trematoda; Strigeidida; Schistosomatidae
Exons: 8
Coding region: 2252-2980 (242 amino acids)
Biological process (GO): regulation of alternative mRNA splicing, via spliceosome
Cellular component (GO): nucleus
Source: RefSeq, a predicted model, not a curated record